Messenger RNA from Galdieria sulphuraria, 741 nucleotides. RefSeq names its product heat shock protein, Hsp20 family. The record is from RefSeq and is a predicted model, not a curated record. NCBI's taxonomy places the organism in Eukaryota, Rhodophyta, Bangiophyceae, Galdieriales, Galdieriaceae. The coding region runs from base 88 to 627 and encodes 179 amino acids. The transcript has a single exon. Gene Ontology annotation, biological process: protein complex oligomerization; response to heat; protein folding.
AUCAUCCACAAUCUUCUCGAAAUUUCGAAAAUGACAAUUUAAGGAUCGCACUUGCUCAAUAAUCGAAUCUGAGGAACCAAUAGAAAAAUGAGUUCGUUACUUCCAUUUGUAGAUUUUCUCGACCCUUGGGAUGUCUUUGAGCGUGCCAGUUGGUCACUGGACAGUGACACUGAAAGACCAGAACAGACGGAAGGAAAGAAUGAGUCCAACCGUAAACGUGGGGGAAGAAAAGGAUGGGUGCCAAGAGUAGAAGUAACCGAGGAUGAGCAAGGAAAUCUGAAUUUAGACGCCGAAGUGCCUGGGGUAAAUUCAGAAAACCUGCAACUGGAUGUUCGAGAGGGCUCGCUGGUUAUUUCUGGUGUUAAACGACGUCAAACUGAGGUUACUCAAAACCAAGUUGAGAAUGACAAAGACGAAGUGAAAAGGCCACCGGCAAAGAAAUCAAAGAAGGACCACCCUUAUGUGUACUCAGAGAGACAAUAUGGCAAAUUCCGAAGAGUCGUAAAACUUCCUAAAGAAGUGGAUGUAUCCAAAAUAACAGCUUCAUGUAAGGACGGUGUUCUUCAUGUUUUUAUACCUGUACAAGAAGAAGCAUCGAAAAUAAGUGUACCUAUCGAGUUCUCCUGACUUUUCAUAAAUAAAUGCUUGCGUUCUCAGAGACUUCAAAAGUUCAAUAUGUAUUCAUCUUCGGGAACUUUCUGACACCACGAUUCUAAACACCGAAAUGCCAAUUGCCUGCAU